AUGGAUUUGGUCAAUCACCUCGAAGGACGGCUAUUAUUUGCCGUGCCCAAAAAGGGCCGCCUCCAACAAGCAACCCUGGACCUCCUCUCCGGCUCCGACAUCCAAUUCCGCCGCGAAACCCGCCUUGACAUCGCCCUCGUCAAAAACCUCCCCAUCGCACUCAUCUUCCUGCCUGCAGCCGACAUCCCAACCUUCGUGGGUGAAGGACGCGUCGAUCUCGGUAUUACGGGACGUGACCAAGUCGGCGAACACGACGCAGCUCUCCCUGAAGGCGAAGAAUCCGGCGUCGCCGAAAUUUUGGACCUCGGUUUCGGAGGAUGUAAAUUGCAAGUCCAGGUUCCUGAGAAGGGAGCUAUCACAGAGGCGAAACAGCUGGUUGGCAAGAAUGUGGUGACUAGUUUUACGGCCUUGUCGACGCAGUUUUUUGCGGGGCUUGAGGGUGUGAGCAGUCGGGGACAGGCGUUGAAGACCAAGAUUAAGUACGUGGGUGGUAGUGUGGAGGCUGCUUGUGCGUUGGGUGUUGCUGAUGGCAUUGUCGAUUUGGUUGAAUCCGGCGAGACCAUGAAGGCAGCUGGCCUCAAGGCCAUUGAUACCGUUGUCCAGAGCAACGCUGUCCUGAUCAAAUCCAAGAACACCAAGAACGAGCUUGUAGAAUUGAUUUCCAGCCGUAUUCGCGGUGUCAUCGACGCACAAAAAUACGUCCUGUGCCAAUACAAUAUUCCCCGCCUCCAACUCGCGGCCGCCACAAAAAUUACUCCCGGCAAGCGUGCACCGACCGUCACGGCGCUUGAGGAAGCGGAGUGGGUUGCUGUUAGUGCUAUGGUUGAGAAGAAGAAGAUUGCCACUGUGAUGGAUGAGUUGAGCACUGUGGGAGCUACCGACAUUUUGGUUAUGAAGAUCGAGAAUACACGGUCUGCUUCAGUCUAG
Molecule: messenger RNA, 927 nt
Organism: Talaromyces marneffei
Lineage: Eukaryota; Fungi; Ascomycota; Eurotiomycetes; Eurotiales; Trichocomaceae
Exons: 5
Coding region: 1-927 (308 amino acids)
Biological process (GO): L-histidine biosynthetic process
Cellular component (GO): cytoplasm
Molecular function (GO): magnesium ion binding; ATP phosphoribosyltransferase activity
Source: RefSeq, a predicted model, not a curated record